Molecule: messenger RNA, 1099 nt
Organism: Hyposmocoma kahamanoa
Lineage: Eukaryota; Metazoa; Arthropoda; Insecta; Lepidoptera; Cosmopterigidae
Gene: HLH3B
Exons: 4
Coding region: 107-826 (239 amino acids)
Biological process (GO): regulation of transcription by RNA polymerase II
Molecular function (GO): protein dimerization activity; DNA-binding transcription factor activity, RNA polymerase II-specific; RNA polymerase II cis-regulatory region sequence-specific DNA binding
Source: RefSeq, a predicted model, not a curated record
GGUGCUGGAGCCGUUGGCUCGCUCACUUCCCGUUGUGCAUUGCGCCACUGUCAAGCCGUUGACUCUAAAAUCGGGCUAAACGAUCAAGUACGUGUAUACAGCAGCGAUGGCGUCGGACCAGGAGUCCUCUGAUGAGGAACCUGACAGUGAGAUGCUUAGCGACGACCUGUGUCUUCCCGACAGUGACGAUGACAAGCCCAACAGGAAUGUUCAGAAUCUCUCAGAAGAUCUACCUACCGUAAACUCCUGCCUCCUCCGUCCACCGCGAAAGCUAUUCACAAACUGCCGAGAGCGAUGGCGUCAACAAAAUGUCAGCGGAGCCUUUGCUGAGCUCAGAAGAUUGGUACCUACACACCCGCAUGAUAAGAAAUUAUCUAAAAAUGAGAUACUGAGGAUGGCUAUCAGGUACAUAGGCCUUCUCUGCGAUGUGUUAGAAUGGCAGAAGAACCAAGGCUUAUCAACCAACAAAGAAAACUCUUUGGCUAUCAAAUGUGAAUCACCUCUAAGUCCUCAAUCCAGACGCUUACGCAUCAAGCGCCCGUACGACGAUAACUGUGGUAAUUUUGGUGAAUACCUGAAAUAUGGCAAUGAAGAAAACGAAGAUUUUCGAAGAUUCCAUCAAAGAUCAUAUACAAAAGAUCUCCAUUUUAACAAAGACCAUCUUAGAUUGCUAAGAAAUCAAUAUUAUUUCUCUCAUAGAUGGAGAAAUGUACCAUUCAGAAGUAUUGGUGACAGGAAUGGGAAUCUAUUGAUGAUUGCGCCUGUCAAUAAGGAGGAUGAAAAGGGCCAAGAUAAGGAUAAAGAUGUGAAGGGUGGUGGGAAAUAACAUAAUUGGAAUGUAUUAGCUCGGCGCAACAUCAUUAUGCAGGACCGCUUGGAAAAUGUUUCGACUGAAGCCUUUGAUAAUCUAGCAUUACCUUAUCUCUGAACGGAGACGCCGACAUUAUGAUUUGCAUACUUUGUGGUCUUGCGUUACGUCAUUGAUUAGAUCUAAAUACCUAAUAGUAUUAAAGACAAUAGAGAACUCAAGGGGAAAGAUGUCUUGACAUCUGAUAUGUCACGACAGCUUUCUAAAAAGCAUUAUAGAAGCGAACACAUA